GAGCAGUGCGUGGAUCAGUCCCAGCAAACCCAGUGUCCAGGGCUCUCAGCCCUCCUCCCCCUUCGGUAGCAGCAGCAGCAGCAGCGCUAUUAAAGGAUUUUGCCAAGCACCUCGUCACCUUUCGUCUUCUUUCACCGUCAAAAUGCAGAUAAAGGAAGAUAUGAAUCCAGUUCUUCUCUACCUUCUACAUUUUUUCAUGUGGCUUUAUGGGGUUGUUACAUUUGUGCCGUGGUUCUUGCUGUCAGGUGCCCGAGACAGGCAGGCCCGGGCCAGUCGUGUAAAGGCAAAAUCUGUGGCCGACAAGCCAGAGAGUGCGUAUAGAUCAGUGGACAGCUUCCAUUCGCUCGCCUCUUCUCUGUACACAGGAUGUGACACCCUUGACAAGGUCUUUAAACAUGGUACUGAACUAUUCAAACACAAGGACUGCUUGGGAACACGAGAGGUGCUGAGCGAGGAAGAUGAGGUCCAGCCUAAUGGCAAAGUUUUCAAAAAGGUGAUCUUGGGAAGGUACAACUGGAUGUCCUACGAGGAGGCCUACUUGUUUGCUUCGCAGUUUGGAAGUGGUCUUGCUGCACUCGGUCAGAAACCCAGGUCCAACAUUGCCAUAUUCUGUGAGACUCGAGCGGAGUGGAUCAUAUCAGCCCAGGCUUGCUUCAUGUACAAUUUUCCACUUGUUACGCUGUAUGCAACUCUGGGCGGCCCUGCCAUUGCACACGGACUCGCUGAAACAGAGGUGACACACAUCAUUACCAGCAAGGAGCUUCUGCAAACAAAGCUGAAGGCUAUACUCCCCCAGGUCCCUCUUCUUAGGCACAUUAUCCUUGUGGAUGGCAUGGGAGCACAGCAGACUGAUUUUCCCAAGAAUAUUACUGUUCAUAGUAUGGGCGCAGUGCAAGCCUUUGGAGCAAAGCAAUUGAAUACGCAGCGCUCCUUCCCCGAGGCACGCGACAUUGCUGUAAUUAUGUAUACGAGUGGCUCAACCGGCAUUCCAAAAGGAGUCAUGAUUUCUCAUAGUAACUUAAUAUCGGGCAUUACAGGGAUGGCACAGAGGAUACCUAACUUGGGGGCCACGGAUACAUACAUAGGAUACCUGCCUUUGGCACACGUGUUAGAGCUGAGUGCUGAGUUGGUUUGCCUUUCACGAGGUUGCCGUGUGGGCUAUUCUUCACCACAGACCCUAUCUGACCAGUCCACGAAAAUCAAGAAAGGGAGCAAAGGAGACGCAUCAGAACUUCAGCCAACUCUGAUGGCAGCUGUCCCUGAAAUCAUGGACCGUAUUUAUAAGAAUGUCAUGAGCAAAGUGGCCUCUAUGAGCCCAGUACAGAAAGGCCUUUUCUCCCUGGCUUACAACUACAAGAUGAAGCAGAUUUCCAGAGGUUACAGCACUCCUGUGUGUGACAGGGUUGUGUUUUGGAAAGUGAGGAAGCUGUUGGGAGGGAAGUUACGAGUUCUGCUGUCUGGGGGAGCCCCACUUUCUGCAGCCACCCAGCGUUUCAUGAACAUUUGUUUCUGUUGCCCAGUGGGGCAAGGAUAUGGCCUGACAGAGACCUGCGGAGCUGGCACUAUCACAGAGGUGUGGGACUACAGCACUGGCAGGGUAGGAGCACCAUUGGUCUGUUGUGAGAUAAAGCUGAAGAACUGGGAAGAAGGCGGGUACUAUAACACAGAUCGGCCAUGUCCCAGAGGUGAGAUCCUGAUUGGUGGACCCAAUGUUACCAUGGGCUACUACAAAAACAAGGCUAAGACCCGGGAGGACUUCUUUGUGGAUGAGAAUGGGCAGCGCUGGUUCUGCACUGGGGAUAUUGGCGAAUUCCAUUCUGACGGCUGCUUAAAAAUCAUUGAUCGGAAGAAGGACUUGGUGAAGCUUCAAGCUGGGGAAUAUGUUUCUUUAGGAAAAGUGGAGGCCGCACUGAAAAACCUUCCCAUUGUCGAUAAUAUCUGUGCAUACGCAAACAGUGACCAGUCCUAUGUCAUUGGCUUUGUGGUACCAAACCAAAAGGAACUGUUGAAGCUGGCAGAGAAGAAGGGUGCGCAAGGAUGCUGGGAGUCUCUGUGUAACAAUUCUGUCAUGGAGCGGGAAGUCCUGAAGGUCCUCGCUGAGUCUCCAGCAGCAGCCACCCUAGAGAAGUUUGAGGUCCCUGUAAAGAUCCGUCUAGUUUCGGAACCUUGGACCCCUGAAACCGGACUGGUGACUGAUGCCUUCAAGCUCAAGCGCAAAGAACUGAAGAGUCACUACCAGGAGGAUAUUGAGCGGAUGUAUGGGGGGAAAUGAAGUCUGCUUUCCAUUCCAUCUGGAAAGGCCACUUAUUUAUUGCUCCCUUAAAGGCCCCUCUUGCAGCCAUUGGGUCUAAAUCCAGCGAGUCUGUUACAAGGACCUGAGAUCAAAUGGAAAAAGCUUGAACUUCCCUAUUGCAAAACCCUAAACCAAACCACAUUAAAAGAGGAAAACCUUUUGUAAUAAAAUACAAACUAGGAUUUUACUUUUUUUGCCCAUAGUUGUAGAUUUGGGGCACCCUGCCGAUUCCAGUCUUCUACUGAAUUUCUAGUGAAAUAGCGAUAUCUCCGUAUUCUGUACUCUCAUUGUCCUAAGAAUUGAGACGGUUUUCCAGAUAGAGAAUUUUGUGCAAUAUCUGACCAUUCUUCUGCCUUACAUGCUGGAAUCUACAAAACAUGGACCACAGUCGUCUGUCUGCAGGGCACAGGGCAAAUGUGUCACUUGCAGGUAGAAUUCCGGGCCAUUUUAUAAAUAUUUUUUAUUUAAAGCAGCAGUCUGCAAGGUUCCUUUUUCUAUUAGUCAGUGCUAAACGAACUUGAAUAUGUGCAAUUCUCUCAGGUAAACCUGCUUUAACACACAAAGCCCCCCUCCCUUGCCUAGCUUUCUGUUCUAUCCAGGUAAAGAUUGAGGCCCAUUCACCAAAUAUUGGCAUUCAUGUACAAACUUUAAAAGCAAAGAGCAUUCAAACAUGGAUUAAAACUGAAAGGGAAAUCUACCUAGCUCAGAGUAUUUUUUUUUAAAUAUAGUACUAGUACCAUCAGUGGUGGACUAGAAGUUGCAGAGACCCUAGCAACCACUGGGGCUGCUACUUCUAGAGUUUGUUAUUCUGUAGCUCUGUCUUCUCUUGGCAGUGUUUGGCAAGUGACUACAGAAACCUAUGGGGCAUAUUGAUUAGUGCCAGGAAAAAAUGAUGACUCUUAUUUCUCAUCAGUAACCAUUCCACUCAGUCUGAGGACCUUCUCUUUUUAUAAAGUAAGGAGUCUCUCCCCUUCACCAAUGCAUCCACAGAGAUCUCCUCUUCCCUUCAUGGCUGCAUUUGCUAAAUACAGAUUGCUGCUAUUGAUAACAGCUAAGGACCACUGCACAUUCACCCAACUAGUAGGUGUCUAGGAAAAUAAGGUCAUGGGGUGCUCACACUGUAACCCCAGGUGACUGCCGUUUGUCUCAUUUAAUAAAGCAUCUCUGUAGAUAGUAGGGAAGCCCUGCUUUAGCUAAAGGGAGGUUACCUUUGGCCCCUUGGAGCCUACUGAAAGACACCACGUGCAGCAUCAUUGGCUUCCCCAAUUUACUAAAAGAAAUACAUGAGUAUCCCUCUGUAGGCAGUAUAUAAUUGUUGUGUAUGGAGAAAAAAUAACAUUUAAAAGCUGUUGAAUGAAGCCUUAUCUUGUUGCCCUCCGUAAAGGUCUAAAAAUAAAUAUUAUAUUUUUACAUUUUUCUAAUGGUUUGACAACUGAUAGUGUCUCUUUUGCAGAACUGCUGCUUAUAUCUUUCUAUGAAGAACUUUUAUUUUAGUAGCGCUCUCCUUGGCAAACAUGAAGGUAAAUGAAAUUAGGGCAAGUAACUGUGCCGUUGAUGUGUUUAUCAGAUAGGCAAGCAUGUGGCUGGACCUCUGGCUUCAGAUGAAACAGUAGUCUAUACAAAACUGCAGACACACAGUCAUGAGAAGUGUGUUGCUGGCAACCAGCACUGGGACCUUAUACCAGUUAAGAACAAAGUGUUUCAGCUAUAGGUUUUCAGUGUUUUGUUUAACUAUGAAUGUGCUGCUUAAAAUGCUGAAGAAGUCAAUUUUUCAUAUAUGGGAGAUAUUUUAUGACUUUCUUGUUGUGCCCACUUCUUUAUGAUUGCCCUAUGGACUACCAUAUUUAACCAUACCAGCCCGAUGCAGUGACAGGGUUUCACUUUUAGACUGUAUAUUUUUAAGCAAGAGGGAAUAAACCAUAAUGACCUACUUGACAAUAUUCUCCUAUAUUGGUUGUACAAGACCAUAUCCUGCUGUCAAGACCCGUCCAUGGGAGACUUGUUGAUGUUUGCACAUUUUUUUGCUGGGAUUUGUCUGAAGCAGCAGUAUCUGUAAGAAGACUGGCAGAUUACUGACUUUAUUCUAUGUAUUGUCUCCAUUUGCCAAAAAGCCUACUAACGUGUGGUCACGGAUGUACAUAUUGCUGCAAUGUGGGCUAUUCAGUACCCAAAGAACGCUGUCUCUGGACGUUGCUCCACUCCUAGGACCAUCAAUGCAUCCCUCUAACAUGGAACAAGUGCAAUUUAAGCAACCCCCAGAUCUUUUUAUGUAUCCAAGAACUUUCUUUUUCUAUCUUCAAAUCACAGACUGCUGCUUUAAAUAUUAUCUAUCAAAUCAAACCCAAGCCGGUGCAAGAGGCGGUGAGAGCAGGUUUGUAGAAUAGAUGAACAAAAACCGCUUUGUACAAAAUGAAUCUGACAAGAGGAAACCAGGAUUAUUGCAUCCACUUGGGCCUUCUGGGUGUUUUGCCCCCAAACACAAGUCCUGGGUGGUGUACAGUAUGUAAAUGUGUGUGUGUGUUAGUUGUUCUGUGGUUUCCUUUUUUUAUUAUUGUAUUUGUUCUCCACUAAAAUAGCCUAGAGUUUAACGCAGGUGACCAUGUAUCAGCCAAGCCCUUAAUCAUUGCAGUCUUCUGGUGUUGUGUUAUUUUGUUUUAUUUUGCCAUUGGGUUUGUGUGUGUGUGUGUGUGUGGCUGAACCAAAAAAAGCAAAAGGGUUGGAAAUGCACAGGGAGCUUCACUGCUCACUUGUACCUUGCCAUUGGCUAGGCACAUACUAAAACUGAGCCCUGUCCGUGGCAUCCUCGCUUUCUGCCUGCAUGUAAUGGGCAUGGCCACACUGGUAACGUUCAUUAGCUGUUGGCAGGGUGAGUGCACUAGAUUAUUUUCACUCUAUUUUAGUUGUAGAAAAAAAAACUCCCAAGUGAAAAAUACACUUCCUAAAUAGGUAAUUGGUAUUUAUCCCAUAUUCUGCCAUGUUUACAUAGUAAAUUUGCUGACCUAAUAGAGGGGAAAAAGGCAAAAAAUAGCUGGCUGCUCUCUCACUAGUAUAAAACCUUUUGACGUCUCUUUAGACUAUGACUUUCCUGCUUGGGUAGCGCCUGUUUUCCCCAGACUUAAUGGUUUACAAUAAUUGUAACUUAUGAAAUAGAAGUUCCUUCCUGAUUAACCCCCCAUCUGCUACCAGGAUGUCCAGUAAAAAAAUCUGUCCUUUUAAUGCCCCAGGUUGACAGAUGUGUCCAGGGCAUUGCUGGUUACUUGCAGGGUAGUUAUGGUUACAUGUAGCAGAAUAAAUAGUCUUCCAUAAACCCAAGCAUAUAUCCUACAGAACAAAGUGCAAUGAUUCCAUACAAUUGUAACAACAGUAGAGGUUGGUGAAAAUUUCAAUGUAAAUGUUUGUUGGUGACAUUGAUGUUAUAUCUCUGACAUAGACCAGGGGCUGCAUUAGUUACCAUGCAAAUACAGUGGCAAUAUGUUUAUUAAAGUACAUGCUUGGCUUAAGAACUCAUUCAUUAUCUCCUGGUCCUAAUGAACAAGUUGUUGUGUUCACCCCACAAGAUAUAAACAAUGCCUGAUAGUAGAUCUCAUUUAAUAUUAAAUCUGUGUGUAGUAUGCUCAGUUACCCUUUAUAUUGUCUGGGAAUAUUAUCCAGGCACGUAUGCAUAAACUAGUCAGCUGCUGUGCCAUAGCAUACCAAUGGCUGUUUGCUUUGUACUGGUGGAAUGGGUAAAUGUAGUUUAAUUAAGGCUGAAAGAGCAGGCAGUGUUCAUUGGAACAGCAGGAUUAUAAUAAGAGGUUUAUAUUCAUUUCACAGUUUAUUUUGUCCUUGAUGACUCCUCUCCAAAAGGUAUUUGAAGCCCAAAAACUUCAGCAACCCCUCUACUGUGAACAAAACCCUUAUAAAAUUGUGAUCUACAAAUAAAUGUUAAGAAUAUUUUUUAUUUGCUUUCUCUUUGGGUUUGGUUUUGUAUUUGUUGAUGUGCUCCAGCAGUUCAUGGAAUUAGCAGCUUCGUACAAGUCGCCCUUCAGUCCACAGCUAAAAAAUGAUAUAGUUUGACAUUUUUAGGUGAAUUCAGGAUAAAAGCCCUCUUUGGUUCCAUGCUUCUGGGUCCUCCAUCUAGAAGCUACACACGACAGUACCUCUCUAUAUGUACAGGGCUCCCAGAAUAUGCACAUUCACUGGCCGCUAUUGUCCAUCUUUGUCCAUUAUUAUUAUUGUGAUGCACUUGUGCUUCUGUGAAGCGGCUUCCCCAGCUGAUAUACAGCUUGACGUUCAGCCAUGACAGCAAUGCUGGAUAAGGUAACCAAUGACCUAGAGUGCCAUUUAAUCAUGAGUGCGGAAGAGUGGUGGGUUUCUGAUACUCUGGUGCACAGGGAUGAGAGUAGGGAUUGGCACCCAGGCUCAUGAGGUGGUUUCGCUGCGUUACCUUCUAGGAAUUUGAUCAAACCUGUGUUUAACAGAACACCUGCUUCCCCAAUAUUUGUAUACUGUGUAACUUACCCUUUAAAAUCUUUGUUCCUUAUUGUGUGGAAUGUCUUUUUGAAAGUGUUUUCAAUGGGUUGUGUAAAGAGGAAGCAAAUGUCACUUUUGGGUUCUGCUAUGUCAAGUGUAUUUAUUUGUAACUAAAUGGUUUUCCAAUAAACUCUGUGAAUGGA
This is a messenger RNA of Xenopus tropicalis (tropical clawed frog), 6948 nucleotides long. It is a transcript of the gene acsl3, whose product is annotated as acyl-CoA synthetase long chain family member 3. The record is from RefSeq and is marked provisional. Gene Ontology annotation, biological process: lipid biosynthetic process. NCBI's taxonomy places the organism in Eukaryota, Metazoa, Chordata, Amphibia, Anura, Pipidae. Gene Ontology annotation, molecular function: long-chain fatty acid-CoA ligase activity.